AUGGAGAGAGGAAGGGGAAGUAGGGUGUCGCGUGGGAUGCUUCCACUGCUGGCUCUGCACGCUGUGAGUGAGUAUUGCAGGCUUGACAGAAAACCGCCGGUUACGGCCGGACUUCUUGCUGCUAACACUCUGAUUUAUUUGAGGCCCAGUUUUCUCGAAUCUAUUCUCCCUACCGUGGAUGAGGUUUGGUUCAAUCCGCACCUAAUCCUCAAGCCUCUAGUUAGGGAAUCAAGACAGUGCAUCUUCAUUGCUGAAUUUCUACUUUUUUUUUCCCGGACCAAGCUCUUGGAUUUUGAUUUAAAGCAACUCCAGGAAUCUGUGGCUAGGAUUCAAAUUGCUGAAUUCCCUGCUAGAUGCAUGUUAUUUCAAUGUAAACCAGUGCCAGAUUCCGCCUUCUGUCAUACCGCUAGGCCUCGUCAAUUAGAACAGGACGUGAUGAAAGAGUUCAAAUGA
This is a messenger RNA of Ilex paraguariensis (yerba mate), 453 nucleotides long. The record is from the annotation of a GenBank genome assembly. NCBI's taxonomy places the organism in Eukaryota, Viridiplantae, Streptophyta, Magnoliopsida, Aquifoliales, Aquifoliaceae.